Balaenoptera ricei (Rice's whale) is the source of this 2957-nucleotide messenger RNA. It is a transcript of the gene MOSPD2, whose product is annotated as motile sperm domain containing 2. The coding region runs from base 116 to 1672 and encodes 518 amino acids. The transcript has 15 exons. The record is from RefSeq and is a predicted model, not a curated record. Lineage: Eukaryota; Metazoa; Chordata; Mammalia; Artiodactyla; Balaenopteridae.
UCCACCUCCCGCCCUUCCCUCUUUACCUCCGGGCCGGCUUGGCCUGUGAUGAGAUAGUCGGACCGCAGUCGUGGAAGUGGCGACGGCAACUGCAAUCACGUCCACGACCGCGACCAUGGCCGAGUAUCAAGCCCAGAAUAAAGCCAAGCUCAUCUCUGACGUGCGACGGAGGUUCGAAGCUGAGUAUGUGACAGAUAAGUCAGAUAAGUAUGAUCCACGUGAUGUUGAAAGACUACAACAAGAUGAUAACUGGGUUGAGAGUUACUUAUGUUGGAGGCAUAAUGUUGUAGAUGAAACAUUGAAGAUGCUUGAUGAGAGUUUUCAGUGGAGGAAAGAAAUGUCUGUCAAUGACCUGACUGAAGCCUCCAUUCCCAGGUGGUUAUUGGAAAUUGGUGGUAUUUAUCUCCACGGUUAUGACAAAGAAGGCAACAAGUUGUUCUGGAUCAGGGUGAAGUAUCAUAUAAAAGACCAUAAGACCAUAUUGGACAAAAAGAAGCUUAUUGCGUUCUGGUUGGAACGGUAUGCUAAGAGAGAAAAUGGGAAACCUGUAACAGUGAUGUUUGACCUGUCAGAGACUGGAAUAAAUAGCAUAGACAUGGACUUUGUACGCUUCAUCAUCAACUGCUUUAAGGUUUAUUACCCUAAAUACCUCUCAAAAAUGGUGAUCUUUGAUAUGCCUUGGAUAAUGAACGCUGCUUUCAAAAUUGUGAAAUCCUGGCUUGGUCCAGAAGCAGUGAGUUUGUUGAAGUUUACAAGUAAAAAUGACGUCCAAGACUAUGUCAGUGUAGAAUACCUGCCUCUUCACAUGGGCGGAACUGAUCCUUUCAAGUAUAGCUAUCCACCACUUGUAGAUGAUGACUUCCAGACACCGUUGUGUGAAAAUGGGCCUAUUGCCAGUGAGGAUGAAGCUUCAAGUAAAGAAGAUAUAGAAAGUGAUGGCAAAGAAACCUUGGAAACAAUUUCUAAUGAAGAACAAACAGCUCUUCUUAAAAAGGUUAACAUAACGGAACCUACUUCCAAAGCAGAAGAGAAUGAAAAAGUUGAUUCCAAAAUGAAAGCUUUCAAGAAACCAUUGAGUGUGUUUAAAGGGCCCUUAUUACACAUCAGCCCAGCGGAAGAACUGUAUUUUGGAAGUACAGAAUCUGAAGAGAAGAAAGCUUUAAUAGUGUUGACAAAUGUAACGAAAAACAUAGUGGCAUUUAAGGUGAGAACAACUGCUCCAGAAAAGUACAGAGUCAAGCCAAGCAACAGCAGUUGUGACCCGGGUGCAUCAGUUGAUAUAGUUGUGUCUCCCCACGGGGGUUUAACAGUCUCUGCCCAAGACCGUUUUCUGAUCAUGGCUGCAGAAAUGGAACAGUCAUCUGGCACGGGCCCAGCAGAAUUGACUCAGUUCUGGAAAGAAGUUCCUAGAAACAAAGUAAUGGAGCAUAGGUUAAGAUGCCAUAUUGUUGAGAGCACUAAGCCAACCACUCUUACAUUAAAAGACCAUGCCUUUAACAUGUCAGAGAAAACCAGUGAGGAUCUCUAUCUACAACUCAAUCGUUUACUAGAAAGCAAUAGGAAGCUUGAAGACCAAGUUCAGCGUUGUAUCUGGUUCCAGCAAUGGCUGCUUUCCUUAACAGUGCUCUCGCUUGCUUUUGUCAUCUCUUUCUUCUAUUUGUUGUACAGUUAAAGAAGCGGUGGUCGGUAGGAAACAUGGCUUUUCCGUUCAUUAGUUGGAAAAAGUAACACCCAGAACUUCUCCACCGUGCUGAAAGUGUCGCACAUCUGUGCUUCCUCCAAGGAAAUGUACGGCAUUUAGGGGGCGAACUGAAACAUGUCUUGAAAAUAAACUGUUAGAAUAAGGAAACGCUGAAGGUAUUGAUUAUAAGAGACUAUAGGUAGUUAGUCAAGUAAGUAAAGGCAUAUCUGUUGUGUGACUUAAUAGAGAUAAUUUAUUUUUCCCUUUUGAUUUAGUACUUUUAAAGCUUGUUUUAUCAUGUAUAUAUGUUAGCUGAACGGAAAAGUAACAUGCUUUGUUGCAGCCAAAAACUGUCAUCUGCUUUUUUUUUUUUUGACAGAAUUAUUAUAGCUGAGCCAACUUAUUAGCUUUUCUAUACUAUGUAUAUAGAAGAACAUGUAUAUUGAAAAAACAUACAGAGUAAUUUCUGUAACCAUGACUUUGUAAUUUUGAGAACUACUAACAGAUGCUAGUCGAUGUUCUUUUGGAAUGUACAACUACUUAAUGCCAAACCACCUUUAGCCUUUGUUUCUUAUCCAUCUUCCUUAACGGCCUGCCUGCCCUUUAUUAAUCUCAGACUUUUUAAUGAACACUCACACUCUCUCAUUUAGCUAGGAUUUGGGGAACUAAGUCUGGUUGGAUUUUCUCUAAAUUCUGUCAGUCAGUAACGUCCAGAAGAAGAAACCCUCCAGUCUUUUUUUACGCAGUUUCACGUUGCUCUCUGGCUGGACCCGGACCCUUUUGCUUCACUUAUUCUAAAGGCCUGAUCCUCCACUGGACCCCCUUCACCCUCCUUUCUAAAUGAAAGGAGUUAGAUAAAAUUUUUUUGAAAAGUAAGUUAGUUUUUGAGAUGCAUAGCAGUAUAAUUCAUUUACAUUUCAAUUCCUUGCUAAAAUCAGCCACGAGAAGGGAACUUGACGAAAGACUGGAGUAUCGGUAAGGGUGAAAAAAAAAAUCGAAAAGUGUCACUUCUCCGUUUAAGAGUGAAAAAUACUGUAAAAACUUCAGACCAGGGUUAAUUGACUCACUUGAUAUAUUCUGCCUUUGUCACAGCAAUACUGAGGACGGUUCCUCAAUUCGUAACAUGAUACACCUCGCAGGAGCAGAGCCUAAUAAAAGUAGUUUGUUUUCUCAUUUAAUAUAACCAGUUUCGGUCCAUGUUGGUUCACAUAUAAAUCUACUUUAUAUGAAGGAAAAAAAUAGUCUGCCUGUAAAAUAAAUUUUGAGUUUUGAUUGA